Messenger RNA from Silurus meridionalis, 1888 nucleotides. Its product is annotated as alpha-(1,3)-fucosyltransferase 4-like. Gene Ontology annotation, molecular function: alpha-(1->3)-fucosyltransferase activity. NCBI's taxonomy places the organism in Eukaryota, Metazoa, Chordata, Actinopteri, Siluriformes, Siluridae. The transcript has 2 exons. The record is from RefSeq and is a predicted model, not a curated record. The coding region runs from base 553 to 1683 and encodes 376 amino acids. Gene Ontology annotation, cellular component: membrane.
GGUUGUGAAAGAGGUGUGUGUGUGUGUGUGUGUGUGUGUGUGUGUGUGAUUUAAAUAUUACAGUAUAGUUCUGUUAUUUUACUGGCACAGUGACUCGUUAAAGCGAUGAUCGUUGUUUCAGUUCCUACACAGCUGGAACACAAGUUUGUUGUUAUUUAGUUCACUUUACAAGCCUGUUCGCAAACACACACACACACACACACACUCUCUCUCUCUCUCACACACACACAUGGCAUGCAGAGGGCAAAACAAAGAAGCUUUCAGUCUGAAAAGCGAUUUUGGCUGCUGCCACGUUGAGUCGUUGAAAGAAGGAGCUGUUAAAUGAGUAAACAGGGCAGCAAGGGGCAGGAACACCGAACCUCAUCUCUCACACACACACACACACACACACGCGCGCGCUAACGCUCACAAACUCCAGCCUGCAUAAAGGUUCACUAAAAGGAUCAUCUGGUGUUUGCCUUCACUGAGGUCGAGGUGGAACUAAAGGUGGACGUGAAGAAGGAGGGGGAGUUCUGAUUUUGGAGUUUAAGAAGGGUUUUUUUUUGUGGAUUUAUGGAAAUUUUGUCAGAGUGGAAAAAACGCAAAGGCUACAAAAUCACAAAGUCGAGAUUUUAUUCCCACCAAAAGCGAUGUUGCACCGUGGUGGAGGCACAACAUUCCAACGCUCUGGUCGUUGCUCUCGCUCUGUUGUGUUUGCUGCUCCUCCUCGUGCUGAGUUUGAUGGCUUUGCCGAUCCCCACACUGGACACGCCGGAUUCGGCUCGACGUUCCGACCCGAGGAGCGUGACACUUCUUCUCUGGUGGCUGCCGUUUGGUCACAGUGUUCCUCUCCCUGACUGCUGGAGGAGCUACAGCGUUGCAGGUUGUAACAUGACGUCAGACAGACGUGCCUACACUCGCGCUGACGCCGUCAUCAUGCACCACCGUGAACUGGUGAUGAGCUGGGAGGAGCUCCCGGAGAAGCCACACCACCCGAUGCAGAAGUGGAUCUGGAUGAACUUCGAGUCACCAUCGCACUCCGGGUUUCUGCACCAGUUUGAUGGGAUGUUUAAUCUUACCAUGUCGUACCGCUUGGGAUCGGAUAUUUUCCUACCGUAUGGUUACCUUCAGCAGCGGCGUUUCCGUGGAAACAGACAGAUCUAUAUUGGGCAUAAACGUGGAUUGGUAGCAUGGGUAAUCAGUAACUGGAGCGAGGAGCAGGCGAGGGUGCAGUUCUACCACCGACUGCGGCGUUACCUGCACGUGGACGUCUACGGGCGUGAAUUUCGUCCACUGGUAAACGACAGCGUUGUGGAAACUGUCUCACACUACAAGUUCUACCUCGCAUUUGAGAACUCUUGUCACACUGACUACAUCACGGAGAAGCUCUGGCGCAAUGCUCUGGUCUCCGGCGCUGUUCCAGUCGUACUCGGGCCGCCGCGAGAGAACUACGAGCAAUUUCUUCCUGCUGACGCCUUCAUCCAUGUCCAGGAUUUUAAAGGUCCACGUGCACUCGCUGCUUACCUCAAACACCUGGAUCGAAACCCCGCCCUCUAUCGGCGUUACUUGGCUUGGAGGCGGGACUACAAUGUGCAUGUGACCUCGUUCUGGGCGGAGCACUUAUGUGUGGCGUGUCAAGCUGUGCAAGCGAGCCUUCAUGUGAACAAAACCAUCAGAAACCUCGCGUUCUGGUUUGAGUCUUGAAGGCAGCUGUGAAUGAGUCCAACACCAAAGCCGAAGUGUAAUGGACGGUCAGGGCCAGCGAAGCCUUCUUCACUAUCAGAAGCUCUGACCUACAUUUACAACCUAAACUCUAAUAUUUGUUCCAUGAAAUUGUAUUAAUUUCUUCCAUCAGUUUCUUCUCUUCAUGUGGUAGUGUUUCUCUCGGCUGCACUGCUUCAGUACGUGU